AUGGAUGUAAAUGUCUCAUUUUUUGAUUUCAUCGGAGGAGUUCAGCUCCUCCAGGGACAGGAGACCCGGACAGCCAUCCCCGUCAUCAUCAUCGGGAUCUGCGUGUCCGGAGCAGUUGGAAACUUGUUGGCUUUACUGAUUUUUUUCCGUGACUUCAGAAACGGCAGAGGUUCCGAAGCCAAGGCGCUCCUCGCCUCCGUGGCUUCCACGGACCUGCUGAUCCUGCUGCUGUGCGCACCGGUGCGCGCCGUCACCUUCUACAAACGGACCUGGACGUUGGGGAGUUUUGUUUGCAGCACAGCGGACUGGUUCCAGCACUGCUGCGUGGUGGCAAAAACUCUGAUGCUGGCCCUUACGACCAGAGCUAAGCACACCGUGACCACAGGCGACGCCACCACUGAACACCUGUGCGGCGCGUCGUGGAUCCAUGGGGCCCUGGUAUGCAUCUGGAUCGUAGCCAUGAUGUUCCCGAUCCCACAGAUGCUGUUUGCCUCUUUGCUGCCCUACGGCUCGGACACCAUCUGUGUUUCGGAAGUGCCUGGCUGCGCCUCUGAUUUCAUGAGUUUGUUCUACAAGAUUUAUCCGACCGUCACCUUCGUGGUGCCGGUCAUCUCCACGGUGGCGUAUUACACCAAAACGCUGCACGACGAGGUGAACAACGUCCCCAACCCUCAGCACCAAAGCAAAGUCACGCUUGUUUUACUGUGUCUCAGUGGCACACUCGGGCUCAUGCUGCUGCCGGAGUGGGGCACCUUCACCUGGAUCAGGCUCGGCUACAACAAGCCGCCCGCUGGUUUGUUAAUCUUCGCGCAGCUGUUGCUUUACGCGUGCAGCGCGCUUUCUCCGGUGAUCCUCAUGACCAUGUACGAUGACGUGCGUCAAGGUCUCUUCAACAUCUGGUUCAUGGCCACCUGCAGAGGCUCAAAGAACACCCCUGGCACCAACACAUGUCCGAAAACCGAGGAGAAUGCAACGGAGGCGCACGGCGCGACUAAUGCCGUGGUUGCCAACGCGGUGUCGGUGGAGACGGACAAGGAGAACGAGGACAAGGAGAAGACUUUCCCGGAUUUGGAGCACUUCUGGACGGGGCGCAGAAACACGCAGGUAGAGCAGGAGCAGGACCCGGUUCCGUGGGAAAAAGAGGAGAAAAUGUUGUAG
Molecule: messenger RNA, 1158 nt
Organism: Cynoglossus semilaevis (tongue sole)
Lineage: Eukaryota; Metazoa; Chordata; Actinopteri; Pleuronectiformes; Cynoglossidae
Product: probable G-protein coupled receptor 151
Exons: 1
Coding region: 1-1158 (385 amino acids)
Biological process (GO): G protein-coupled receptor signaling pathway
Cellular component (GO): plasma membrane
Molecular function (GO): G protein-coupled receptor activity
Source: RefSeq, a predicted model, not a curated record